UUUCCCCAUGGGGAUCAAUAAAGUAUCCAUUAUUAUUAUUAUUAUUAUGCAUGUCAGAGAACACACACACAGCAUGGUGGUCUGAUGGUUAGCACCAUCACCUCGUAUCAAGAAGGUCCCAGGUUUGAAGCUAUGUAGAGUUUACUGUCCUGCAUCAGAGCAACUAAAAUAUGUGUUAUGCAGGUCAAAUAAUUUACAAUUUUUGAGCAACCUGACCUGUCUGAAUUUUGUAUAUAUUGCUAAAGGUUAUCAAAUAUAUCACAUUGUUUCCUUUCAGGGUGUUCAUAAUGUAUGCAGGGUUUGCAGAAGUAGUGGUUGAGGUCUUGUAAAUACUUCAUCUGUUUGCCUGGGAUUUUAGACUGGGACAGUCAUAGUCCCCAACAUGCUUUUGAUUUUUGUAGUUAUUGCACAGUGAAAAAACAACAACUUAUUUUGUAUAGUUUUUCAGUGACAUGGUGGACUUUAAAUGGUUCACCUGCUGUUAUAAGAAUGCAAGGGAACCUUUCAAAUAAACAAAUGUGAGCUACUUUUGAAUAAGCUGUAUGUUUCUAGACCAGCAUAGAUAGAUAGAUUUUUAAACAUGUUAAAAUAGUACAAAAACAACAAUAAAACAUAAGAAUAAAUAACAUUAGUAGCACUUUUUAAUUAAUAGCAAGUCUAAAUGGCAUACUAAGGGGGAGUAAUGAUGUAUAAAUGAUAAAUCAGGCACUUGCUAAUACCUUACUAAUGCUUAAUAGUGUGACAUUUAUAUAAAGUGAGGAGGAGGAGGACAUGUGUGGAUUCGUUUUUGUUUUUUAUCCUGUUCAACCACAAAUCCUUAUUUACAUUUUACCACAUAUAUUUGGUUCUGUAACCCCAGUAACAUGCCAAGAGAUAUAAAUAUUUACAUAUAUAUAUGUAAUAUGUAGGCAAUGCCAACAUAUACAGUGCUUAACAAAUGUAUAAACAGUUGAUGAAAACGGUUGCCUGUCAGAAGAUGUUGUGAAGGCGUAAUUGUGAGAAUGAGAUGGCCAAGGAGCAGUGGGGCAGUUUUGGUGACUUCAUAUCCAAAUGAUGGGUAUAUAAUAUGUCAAGCAUAUCGAUCUGUCAAGAAUGAUACUAACUCGUUUUGAGCCGGAGAAAAAAAUAGUCGUCACAAGAUAGAAGAUGUAAUCGGUUUUCCAGGGGGUUCCAAAUAAAAAGUGUCACUGACAUUUAAAAAAAAGUAUUUUUCAAGAGAAAUCUGGCCAAGAAGGCAACAGAAAUUGCAAGGUAUACAUACAUAGUGUCACUGUUCUGUAACGUGGCCAAAAAGGGCUGGAUGGAUUGUAAUAAAGAUGGUUUCAAAGCAGGAUAUUUCUUCGUUUAAUAUAUAACCCCUUUGUAGAUCAUGUUUACUGCAGCCUAUUUAAGCAAAUAGAUCACAGAUUUCAAAAGCGAGAGAGAGAAUUAAAUCGUUAUUUAGUAGUCAAUCACUUUUUUGCACAGCAACGGCUCAAACGUGGUAUUGACGUAUGCCGCCACCUCGCGGACACUGCCGUUCAUUGUGUACGGUACUUCGUUUCCAUAGCAACCGUUACUGCCAAACCACUGUGUUAGCAACGGUUGACUCGUGCUUAUCGUGACUUCAGGGUUCGCUGUAGAUUUGCAGUCAGUGAACACUGCAGGGUUCGCACUUUGACAGAAAUAUAGCAUUUUCUUAGAGAAAUGAUGGCUGAGACAGGCGGUGUGACCAAGCUAGACGUCUCUGUACUAAACGCUGAGCAGCAAGAGAAACUGCGACAGUUUAAGAUCAAGACGAGAAUCGACAACGAGAGGUAUUUGAGGUCGCAUCCCGAAGUAGACGUACUCAUAGGCGACUUUCUAAGGGAUGUGCUUCACAAACAGCCAGCUGACAUCCUUACAGAUCUACCAAGGAGAAGACUGGUAAUCUACGCACAGCCUAUCCACAUGGCUCCGAAGGGAGGAGCCUGUUUGGUUCUGCUCAUCUUGGCCUCUGCAGUUUUCGCUCAACUUCCACAUAUGGGGCCUCAAGAAAAAGCUGAGUUAGAAAAAGUGACUGAAAAACUGAUGAAGAAGUGCUACUAUAGAGGAUACCCAGAGCCUAAUUUGAUGCAGGUCAACAGUGUCUUCAACUCCAGCCUUAGUGGUUCUGUGCAGAACAGAGAUGCUAACCAGUCGAACGCCCUCCUUUCCACUUUUCGUCAUCUCCUGACCUCAGUCACUACAGGAACAAACAUGAAGUCAUUUGGUCAACUCCCCGUGGAUAUUUCACAAAAAAUGACUAACCAGAUGUGGAAUUGCAGCAAUCUUCCAGGCAUGAUUGAGGUGAUGAGAAACUAUUCUGGUGGCAUAUCAAAGGAGGAUUCUGGAUGUUAUAUGCAAGCGUUUGCAGCCCCUCUUUCCUGGGCAACUUUGACCACACAGGAUAAAAACAGCAUGGACUCAAAUGACUACAGAAAACUGAUGUGGGCUGUUACACCUAUGGCGGGGCUUAUGCCCUUCCUAAAAACAAAACUUCUGAUGAACGUAGAUAUCCCAAAGCUAAAAAACAUGAUGGACAUGUUGAAGAGUAUGUAUGAUCGCAUACCUCCUGGUCAAAGGACUCGUGUGGCUGAAUGGGCGAAAGAUCAGAUCACCCAAAACUACUUCAACUGUUCAAUAAAGCCAUGGGUUUACGCAACAUUAAAGCAUGUGGAUAUCUGCUCCCCUUCACUGGAAUGGCUGAAUUUGGAAGCACUGACUAUUUUGGGACCCUACCUGUCCUAUUUACCACCAAGUGAUGUUAAUUAUUCUUCUAAAGUAGAGCUAUGCAAGUUUUUCUCUUCAGCUAAGUUCAAAACCACGAUGAACCCCACUCUGAGUAAGAAGUUGCUCCAUAGAAUCCAAGAGUGCUUCAGUUCACAGGAGUUUCCAGAGCAUGUGGAAAAACUUGGCCCACUGGCUUGCUAUUAUGAUCCCCCAGAGUUGAAUGCUAACUUCAGUGGGAAACUCCUCUCUCAACUGGACCAGUGUGACAGCUCCCAAAUCAAAGGGCUGAAGACACGGCUUCUCAGUUCUCUGAGGUCACUGUCAAGCCCUGCUCAAAUAAUACGAGACUUAAGCAGUACUGUUACUGCAUUGUCUGCCAAAGAAAUUGCUGCAAUCCCUGCCACCAGUCUCACACAGGCUCUCAAAAAUCUGGGACCCAACAUCCGAUGGACAAGGAGCCAGCUGCAUGCUCUUAUCGAGAAACAUUUGGGUGAAAAGAAAUGUAAACAGAUAUCCGGGAUGGAGCUGAUGAAACUUCAGCCCGUUGCAGAAGGUUUGCCAAACUGUAUACUGAAACAGGUAAAAGCUGUAGAGGUCCUGAAUGAGCCAGAGGGCCUAAAGAACAUCUCCAAACGACUGAGCAGGGGACAGCUAAUGGCCAUGCUGGUAGGGAUGCUUAAGGAAAUGCAUCCUCCUGCGCUGGUGCCAAAGUUGUCUUCCCAGUUACUUAACGUCGUUUCUAUUAACAUUUUGGCCGAUGCAAAUGUCACCUCUUUGGACCAAGUGACAAACAAAACUUGGACUAGGUCACAGGCAGCAUACCUGGCAAAGAAGAUGGCUGACCUAAAACAGCUUCAAUUUAGGAAGAUGCGUUCGGUCCUUCAGGGCAUAACCUGUAAGAUGAUUAAUGAAGCUCCUGACAGCGGUGUAAUGGAAAUGGCUUUGGCCAUGGCAGAGUCUCCAGAGUGGCUCUCCAAAGUUCAGGCAGGAUGUGCUGCCAAAAAACUUUUUGCAACUUUGGUGAAAAAGAGAGCAGACUAUUUCAAAACCAUCACUGAACAGGAACUGGAUAAGAUUCCUUCAGCUUUGCUUCUUCACCUGCUCCCUUCAGAUGUGGACGAUUUGCCUAGUUCUGUCUGUCCUAUUUUCCUUGACAAGAUGGAAGAAGCCAACAUCAGCUCUUUGCCUCUUAAUUCCCCGUCUCGUCCUGCACUCACCAAGAAAGCCCUGUUCUGCCUAACCAAUGGGACAGAUUUAUCCAGCCUCACCGGUGGUGAUCUGCCCAAGCUAGGGCCCCUCGUAUGUGAGCUGCAGCCUUCCCAGCUGCGUCUAAUGAACCCUGAUGUCCUCAACUCCGCUUUCCAGGAGAUGGCUUCCUGCAAACAUAUUCCUCAACAAUACAGGGCAGAUAUCAUUAAGAUGGUUCACCAGACCUUUGGAAAUUCUUCUGAUUGGACCGAGGACACUGUGGAAUCAGUCGGUCCCCUUCUUCUUUGUGAUAAGGUUGCCACGUCUGCUCUACCCAACAAACCUUGGAUGAAGGAUGUUCUUCGUUACAUAAAGUCACUGUCCUCUGAUCCUUCAGAUGCCCUGAAAAAGAAAAUCUUUGCUCUUACCACCACUAGAUCAAAUGCAACACGUAAAAAGAGGGAGAUCCUGAGAGAACCCACUGAGAAUUUGAUUCAAGAACUGGGAAUGGAUAAUGUGUACUGGUCAGCAGGAGAGCUGGAUAAGAUGUCAAACAGCACUUUCCUGGCCACUGUAGAAAUACUUGGAGAAAUCCCGAACUACAGUGCAGAUCAACUGGCUGUGCUCAGCAAAAAAGCUACUGAGGCUUUUGGCCCCGUGUCACAGAUGAACGAGGGCGUGGUCAUACAGCUUGAAUGUAUAAAUCAGGGUUUUUCUAAUUCUGACCUGGAGAAUCUCCCCUUGCCAAUGGAUAUUGUAGAGGGAAUUUCCCACUGUGGGUGGACUCAAUCACAGAUGGAGUCGUUGUGGAGGGGAAUUGCCAAAUAUAACAAUCUGAAAGCGCAGCAGCUGGGAGCUGCAGAGAUGGUAUCACUGAACCGGCUCAUCUGUGGCCUGAGCUCCAGCGAGAUCAAACAGCUCAACAUCAGCGCCUUCAAGAGGGCUGUGGGCUCGAUGGAUGGUAUUAAGUGCUCCUUUCAGAUUUUACAGCAAUUAAAAACUCUAGCUGUGGCUGCAUUUGGGAAACCCAGCACCUGGACAGAACCACAGGUUGCAGACUUGGGCAACAUACUUGCUGGGCUGGAUGCAUCGGAGCUGGCUUCUUUGGACCCAUCUGUCUUUCCAUUUGUCAGCAGGACGUGUAUCCCACUCAUCCCUCCAAACAAUUUUGCUGUACUCUCUGCUGCUCAGCUGGAGGCCCUUGGGCCUGACAAUGCAGCAAUGGUGACCACUGAACAGCGAAAUCUGUUGAAUAAUGAUCAACUUGACACAGUUGAAACGGCUCUAACUGGUUUUCGUAACCAGGCACAAAGAGCUGUUCAAUCAGGAGCUCCAUCGCUGGGUGCAGAGGGGCUCUCAGCCUUCAUGAAGCCCCUUCUCUUGCUUCUCAUUGGGUUUCUCCUGCUGUGAGUCAUCACAUCCAUCUGCUUAAGCUAAUUACAGACCUAUAUUAAUAAUAAAAUAAAAUAAAAAUAAACAACAGUUCAGCAAUUCUUCAGGUUUAUUUAGUGUUGAAGACGUUUGCACAGAUUGAUGUUUUAUGAUAAUCGAUACAUGUUUGUGACUGUAGCUCACACGAUUAGAUGACCUUCUGAGAUGUGUUAGAGUUCCUUUACUGUGUUAUGUGUUAAUAAGAAAAUAUAUUUUAUUAAUUGCAGAGAAAUAUUUCAUGUUUAAUUUUCAGAUGUUCUCGGUAUGAGACUUUUUUGAAAAGUUGAUAUUUACUGACAAAAACCGAAGAAUGAUUCAACUUAAUAAACGUUAUUGUUACGCCAGCAGCCAACAGUGAAGUUUGUUGAAAGAAA
Maylandia zebra (zebra mbuna) is the source of this 5723-nucleotide messenger RNA. Lineage: Eukaryota; Metazoa; Chordata; Actinopteri; Cichliformes; Cichlidae. The record is from RefSeq and is a predicted model, not a curated record.